Botrytis fragariae is the source of this 1233-nucleotide messenger RNA. Its product is annotated as putative hsp20-like protein. Bases 1 to 1233 code for a protein of 410 amino acids. Gene Ontology annotation, biological process: protein complex oligomerization; protein folding; response to salt stress. NCBI's taxonomy places the organism in Eukaryota, Fungi, Ascomycota, Leotiomycetes, Helotiales, Sclerotiniaceae. The record is from RefSeq and is a predicted model, not a curated record. The transcript is spliced from 2 exons.
AUGGAAUUCAACAAUCAAAACAACAAUCAGCAAGCAGGUCCCUUCUGGGAUUUUGUACGCUCAAUGCAACCACAAAACUCUGGAGCUGGUGUCGACCACCCUUCGCAAGAGUUCAACAUAGGUGCUCAUGGCCCUAGAGGUGAUCAUGGUCCACAUGAAUUCGGUCCAUUUGGUCCAUUUGGUUUCCCUUUUGGCGGACCAGGACCAUUUGGUAGAGGUGGGUUCGGACCAAGAGGAAGACACGGUCACAGAGGACAUCGUUCCUUCUCUCAUGGUAGAGAUGGAGAACACACCGAGGGAGAAGGUAAAGAGGAAUUCCGAGGACAUCGUCAUCAUGGCAGAGGCAAACAUGGCCGUAGAGGUGGAGAAGAAUCUGGUGAGGAAACCCCAACUUCUGACACUGAAGCAGGGGAGGAAUCUCCUAAACCACACCGGGGUCCUCGAGGUUGCAAAGGCAAAGGCAGGAAGGGUCACUGUCGCAGAGAUGGAGAGACAUCAGGUGAGGAGUCAUCGGAUCUUGAAGUGAGAGAAGGAUCAAAAGGACCUGAAUCAUGUCGAGGACCUAAACAUCACGGACGUCACGGACCAGGUAGCCGAGGCGGAUGGGGUGUUCGAGGUGGAGGGCGAGGUGGGCCACACGGAGGACCUCAUGGGGGACCACACGGUAGGGGAGGGCCCCAUGCUUGGGGUGGACCUCACGGUCAUCACGGAAGACGCGGUCCACCUCCAUUCGCUGGCCCAGGUGGCCCAUUCGAUUUCAGUGCAAUGAUACAAGCACUCUCCUCUCACCCAAUUGCACAGGCAUUUGGUGUACCUGCAGCUCAGCGCUCUGGUGAAACACUCGUUCCCGAAGAUGCCGACGCAGAGAACUCUUUUGUUCCCCCCAUUGACGUUUUCACCACUGAAAAUGCAUAUGUCCUCCACAUUGCGCUGCCUGGUGCCAAAAAAGAAGAUGUAGGUGUACACUGGGAUGCUGAGAAAGGAAUGUUGAACAUGGCAGGUGUGGUAUACAGACAAGGAGAUGAGAAAUUCCUGGAGAGUCUCACAAAGAAGGAGAGAAAGGUGGGUGCUUUCGAGCGUACUAUGAAAUUACCCCUCAACGAAGAAGAUAAAUCCGAAGUUGAUGGUGAUAACAUUACCGCCAAGUUGGAGGAUGGUGUUUUGGUCGUCACUGUACCAAAGGUAGAGAAAGAAGAGACCUGGACUGAGGUCAAGAGAGUCGAUAUCAAUUGA